AAUUACUCUAUUGAACAAGACAAAGAAAAGCAAUACUAAUAAUAAACAAAAAAUACUUAAAUGAUAAGACGAAGACGAAGAAAAAAUGGUUUGAUUGAUUGAAGAAUUCACAAGUUGAAAUUGCAAGAAAGAAAGCUCUCUCUAAUUUCUUGUUCUCCUCCGAUUUCAAUGGGAACUUGCUGGAGUUCUCUUCCACCUAACAACCAUCCAACUCCAUCUCCAACCGGAACUGUUACACCUGCAGGAACAUAUAAUUCUCAGACAACAAGUGGAAGCUAUGGAACUAGCACUACAACCACUAGAACUACAACUUUCAAUUCUACUUCUACCACUUCUUCUGGUAGUGGAGGUGGAAGCAGUAAUAACAUGUCCUCCUUCUUAAACAGCGCCAAUUUCUCCUCUUCUGAUUUUUCAAUCGGUGGUCAGAUCUUACCUACUUCUAAUCUAAGAGUCUACACUUUCGCCGAAUUGAAAGCUUCUACCAAGAAUUUCAAACCUGAAACACUUCUCGGUGAAGGAGGUUUUGGAAAAGUCUACAGAGGUUGGCUUGAUGGAAUCACCAUUGCCGUCAAAAAAUUGAACUCCGAAAGUUUACAAGGUCUCCAGGAAUGGCAGUCAGAGAUACAUUUUCUAGGUCGACUUUACCAUCCUAACCUUGUUAAACUCUUGGGAUAUUGUUAUGAGGAUACAGAGCUUCUUCUUGUCUACGAAUACAUGCAGAAGGGUAGUUUGGAAAAUCACCUCUUUGGAAGAGGCGCUGUUGUUCAACCACUUCCUUGGGAGCUGAGGCUUAAGAUAGCAAUCGGAGCAGCUACUGGACUUUCGUUCUUGCAUACAGCAGAUAGAGAAAUUAUUUACAGAGAUUUUAAGGCCUCUAAUAUAUUGCUUGAUGGGUCCUAUAAUGCCAAGAUAUCAGAUUUUGGGUUGGCAAAACUGGGUCCUUCGGCUAGUCAAUCGCAUUUGUCUACAACAGUGAUGGGAACACCAGGUUAUGCAGCUCCUGAAUAUAUGCAAACAGGGCAUCUAUAUGUAAAGAGUGAUGUGUAUGGUUUUGGAGUUGUUUUGGUUGAGAUACUGACGGGCUUACGGGCGAUAGAUCUCAACCGCCCAAGCGGGUAUCACAGUCUAACGGAUUGGAUCAAACCGCACCUACAGGAAAGAAGAAAAUUGAAGAAGAUUAUGGAUCCUCAAUUGGGAGGCAAGUAUCCAAUCAAAGCUGCACUUACUAUAUCCAAGGUUGCUUCUAGGUGUCUUGCACCUGAGCCCAAAAUGCGCCCAUCCAUGAAGGAUGUUUUGGAGAUCUUGAAAGGAACUCAAGCUUCCACUGACAAAGACGUCGAGGUUAGGGGUCAAAAUUAAUGAGUUAAUCCUAUUUAUAUGUGAAUUAGUGGGAAUGAUUGAGAUUUGAGAGGCUAUUGGUUGUUCAUUUUGUAUUUUCCUUGAACUCAAGUAGCUAGCAAAGAAAUUGUGCAUUUCAGUGACGGCUUGCUUCAGUGAGUUGUGGAUUUGAUAUGCAUGUCUCUAGUUAGUUGUUCAACAUGUUGUAUUUGUGUA
Vicia villosa (hairy vetch) is the source of this 1554-nucleotide messenger RNA. RefSeq names its product probable serine/threonine-protein kinase PIX13. NCBI's taxonomy places the organism in Eukaryota, Viridiplantae, Streptophyta, Magnoliopsida, Fabales, Fabaceae. The transcript is spliced from 6 exons. Gene Ontology annotation, molecular function: ATP binding; protein kinase activity. Bases 169 to 1359 code for a protein of 396 amino acids. The record is from RefSeq and is a predicted model, not a curated record. Gene Ontology annotation, biological process: protein phosphorylation.